AUGAAUUCCUCUUGCACCGAGAAUGACUAUGAUCUCUUUACAGUAGACAGGACAUUUAUUCUCUCCCUCUUUCACGCCUUCUGCACGGCAGUACCAGAUGAUAUACGAACCAAACUCGCCAAGUCUGAAGCCGAUGCACUUCAAUUCCUUAUGGUUCUCCGGCCAAGACUGACGAGUUUUUCACACCGACGAGUGACUUCCUUGCGGCACCCCGCAGUUUCUAUGGCAGCUCGACGUUAUUUUAAUGCCCAACGCACUGCCAUUCGGGAAGAGGCACGUCUUCAUGGUGAAUUUGCCGCCAGCACACACACAAUGAAUCUUAGCACCAAUACUGUUAACACCAAUGUUGCGGCUCGUGCUUCUUGCGUAGGAAGUGUGACAAGUUCGGUAAACUUUAAUGCGGAUCAAACUAACGUUGGGUCUUUACCAUUACCUUUUAUACCGAAUGUUCCGGCUAUUAACAUGAUGCAAUUGAUGCAAAAUAAGUGGAAUCUACUAGGGCCUUGCUAUGAAGUAUUACUGAGAAACUCAAGACCACGUAUUGUUGCGGCACAAGUUAUCGAGGCGAAUGAUAUGGUGAAUGAUAUAAUUUGCCGCUAUUGGGAACGUAUAACAGUUCCACCAGGUGAGUAUGUCGAUAUGGAUCAAAGUUUCUCAUUAGAUGUAUCGGAUAGCAUAGGAGAAGGAGGAGGAGCCUCAACCUCUACCUUUUCACGUCGUUUUGGUGAUAUUCGUCGUUCCUACGCAACCCAUAUGACAGCUUUACAGUAUGUUUAUCUUAAUCUUCGUAUUUCAAGUGUGUUGCUACCACCAGAUACACUAGAAUCAGAAAUGUUAGACUCUAUUAUUGUUGAUCUUCGUAUUGAUGCUACACCGCGAAGAAAGCUGGAUUGUUUAUCCUUUGAUAGACCACCACGGCUCUACGGACACAGAGACAGUGAUGAUGUACAUGCGGGUCUGCAUGGUUUGAACUCAACGCUCCAACGCCUGCGUGAGGCAGCGACUAGAGAGUUGGCACAGACAGCAGUUUCACUAGAAACAGCAGAAGGUGCAACAUCUGUUGUCAGUAGUGAAUCAGCAAAAGGAGAUGCUUCAGAAGGUCCAUCAACAUUGGCGGCAACAGGAACAGGAACAGGAACAACAGCAACAACACCAGCAGCAGCUAUAGGAGGAACAGAUGCCGCGUCAAAUGUAGAUAAAAAAUCAGUUAUUGGUAAUGAUAAUGUUGAUUGCUCCCUCUCAAAUCUACCGGAUAUAAGUUUUGGACAAUUCUGGCGCUCUAUGUUGGAGUUAGCAGAUAACUGGACAAGUACUACACAUCCAAUGGAGCAAGCUAUGUUUUUGAUGGAACUCUAUUGUGAAGUGUUUGCACAUGAAUGGGAUGAUGAGGAUACGGCACUCAUGAAGACGCUACGCACCACCGCCGCGGAACGCUCAACUCGUCGUCAGGAUGACUUAUUAUCACUUUAUGAUGAUAGUGACAGAAGUAGUUAUAUGAUGUCUGAGUUUAAUCAGAUGCUUUCAUCUGUAGCCGAAUUCGCUGCAUUCGGUACUUCAUAUGCACCAAACCUCUCGAGAAAGGGAGUCCGUUCUAUUGUAGAUGAAUAUAUUAGUUCUGUACCUAGGAUGUUUGCCACACCAGAAGGUAGUAUGGAUGGUUCUGGCAGCUUUGGAAGCAUUCCUGGGGUGCGGCGUAUUACAGCAGUGGGGACUGGCACAGCGGGUGAAGAAGAACGACGCUCUCAUCGUCACUCCUUAUCAGUCUCCUCAUGGUUGAUUACGGAUAGUGGAAGUGGUAGUACAUUGAGUGGUGAAGUUGAGGGAGAAGGUGCAGGAAAGCGAAGGAGACAUGGACGGGAACGUGGUAAACGUGAUGGUAGUGGUAAGAGACGUCGUCGGCGAGGUACGGAUGAUGAUGAUGAUGAUGUUUUGAGUGGAAGUGAUGUGGAUGCUCUGCAUGCAGCGGACUCGAAGGAUUCCUCCCUCAGCUUUGAUUCACUCCUCACAGAGGGUGGAAAAAGACGUAGACAUCACCUUUCAAAGCGUGAUUCCUCUUCCAUGGGCCUUGCAGGUGAAGAUCAUGAAGAUGAGAAGAUGAAGAAGAAAAAACUCCGCAGCGGGAGUGCGAGUGGUGGUGGACGUCGUAAACGAGAUGAACAUGGAAAGUCAAGAGAUGGUUCGCGUCAUCGCCUUCAUGGAAGUAGUAGUGGUAGUGGUAGUGGUAGUGGUAGUGAUGCUGGUGGUAGUAGUAAACCCCCGUGGGGAAGUGAUUCUAGUCUGGAGUACUCAGUGCCGGAUGAAGAACUCACACCACUCUCACUCUGGCGACGACAACAAGAGCGGGAAGCGCGAAGACGACGACGAAGACGACGUGAGAAGCAGAAACGUUCCUCGCAGGCGGGUUUGAAAGAAACGGAAGGUGCAAGUGCAAAGUUAAGUGCGAGUGAAUUGGCGGAAAGACGUGCACGUCUAGUAGAGGCUCUACGUGCCAAAGGCAUUACCCUCGCGGCGGACUUCUUGAGUGAUGAUGAUAUUAUACAACUCACAAGUGAUACAAUAGAUCCAGAGUUGCUGCGACGACUCAUGCAAGGUGCCGGGUUUACACGAGAUGAGUUAAGUGAAGAGGAUUUUCUUCGUAUUAUGCUUGGAGAGGAUGAUCAACUCCUCGGACCUGGGGCGGAUGCGGCGGAUAAGAAUUCUGUUCUCGCCGCCCUACGCAAACGCGUAUCCCGCAAUCCACCCGAAACCGCCUACGCCCGACGACGACGAGAGUUGCAGGAACAAUUACUGCGCGAACAGGAAAGAGCCGCAGCUCGGGCCGCGAGAAGGCGAGAAAAGAGAAAAGCCCAUCACAAAAGUCGUACCGAUACAUCAGAGUCGCCAAGUCCAGCAGAGACGCCGCUGACAGAGUUUGAAUCCCCAAGCCCAAGUCCCAGUCCGGAUACCGCAGAGUUAUUUCCCACUGACCGUGAAAGAAAACGACGAGAAAAACAACAACAACAACAACAAGAAGAAGAGUUGGAUAUGGAGAGUAGCAGCAGUGAUUCAUUGGCCGGAUUGUGGACAUCGGCGAAACAAAGGGUGUUAACACCACCACCAGAGCGUCCUGGUUUACCGCGGCCGAAUGCCUUUUUACCAUCGCCUUCUGUUCCUCGACUGUUUAUGCCGUCUGUCGCACCGGAGAUUAUUUAUGAUGAAGCACCAGAAGUCCAUUUACACUCAGAAGAGAAAUUGGAAAUGUUUUACCGGCAUAUUAGGAAAGAUCAGCCAAUCAAAGGACGUGCCCCACUGUUACCACAAACCUCUAUUCGUGGUGGUACCUAUCAUCAGAUGUCUUUAGUACGCGCCCGCCUUGGGCAAGGAAAGCAGAAGGGAGAAGAAGAAGAACCGCAAGAGAGACGUUGUGCGCCUGUGAAACUUUUUUCACUUACGACAAAGACUACUUUUUCAGAGGCGUUACGCGAGAGUUUGCAACGAUAUGUGGAUGAUAAGACAUACUUGGAUACUCUUUAUGGGAGUUAUUCUAAGUGA
Messenger RNA from Trypanosoma theileri, 3531 nucleotides. RefSeq lists its product as uncharacterized. The record is from RefSeq and is a predicted model, not a curated record. Lineage: Eukaryota; Euglenozoa; Kinetoplastea; Trypanosomatida; Trypanosomatidae. The transcript has a single exon. Bases 1 to 3531 code for a protein of 1176 amino acids.